Messenger RNA from Daldinia vernicosa, 1506 nucleotides. RefSeq names its product RAVE subunit 2/Rogdi. NCBI's taxonomy places the organism in Eukaryota, Fungi, Ascomycota, Sordariomycetes, Xylariales, Hypoxylaceae. The coding region runs from base 199 to 1257 and encodes 352 amino acids. The transcript is spliced from 3 exons. The record is from RefSeq and is a predicted model, not a curated record. Gene Ontology annotation, cellular component: RAVE complex.
CUGCAGCCAGGGACACGAUAAGAUGGACCCACAUCACUAUCUUUUAGCUUACCCGCCAUCGUCCAAUCCAACAUUAUCUUAUACAAGGUAUAUUAGGUACCUACACCACAUUCGUUCAGCUCCCUCAUCAUAGCUCCAAAGCGUAUACCAUCAGAUGGCCCGUUGAAAUGCGGUUGCCUAUGCCGUCUCUCGUCCACAAUGUCCGUUGAGAUCUGGCCUCCCAUCUCGCCGACCGAGCUUAAAAUCCAGGAAGAUGCCACUCAAGCCCGCGAGCUAACCUGGCUCCUAACCUCCCUGCGCACGACCCUCGAGAAAAUCAAGCGCGGCCUGGAAGACUGCUGCGCACUCCUAGCUCCCGCCGACUCGGCCGGCAGCACGCUCGUGCUAACAACGCCACGCAACGAGACCGUAAAAGGGCACACAACACGUGUAGGCGCGCGCUUAGUGCGCGGCUUAGUCCAUCUGCGACUACGAACUCUCCCACCACAGACUCUAUCCCUCGACCCCUCGCGUCCCGUCCGCGUCCCCGCUCUAAUCCGUCUCGACGCCCUUCUCUCACUCUCACUUGAGUUAUGCCUCGCCCUCGAAAAACACCAGAAUCAAACUACGCCCCCGCCCUCCGCGCCGUACCUCGCCUCCCAAUUACGGCUGCUAGCACUACAUAUCGCAGAAGCAGCAGCGCUAGUCAAAGGGCCGCCUCAACCGCCUGCGCGCCCAUCUACUAGUGCUUCUACAGCGAGCCGCGAGGGGCCCGGACGCCAGGAGCAGAAAGUUCCUCUUGAUACGGCGUGGACGACGAAUUCGGUGUCGCUGGGUCAUUUCACGCCCCCGCUUAGUCGUAACCUAUCCCUCUACGUAACGAUUCAAGAUGCCUGUCUAGUCAUAUAUCUCCGCGCCCUAGAACCCGCCGACGCACCAGUUAACUUCGGAACGAAACUCGCGCUCGCUAUUGGUACGACACGGCGUAUCGAACACGACGAGGCCGACCGCGUGUUCUCGUACCGAUGUGACGAUGAAUCGCGGAUCGAUAGCGGCGCGUCUACCUCCGAGCAUCAUGGGAAUCAUAGUAGUAAUAGUAGUGAGGGUACCGAAGGAAAUAAGAAAGAAGUUGAGGUAUAUGUACGCGAGAAGGUGCGCGUUGAAAGCGCGGACCCUAGCCUUCUUUCGCUGUCCGCAAAGUUGAGCGCUUUAGGCAAUACGUUGGGGUUGGCACGGCGUAAUUUGGCUGCCGUCAUGGAACAGGAUUUGGAAGAAUAAAACGACGCGAGGGAACACCGUAUUGCAGAAUCUCCCUCUGCUUAGAGACUAACACGGUUGAGUUAUAUGCAUUAUGGGAGUAGUGGUUGGGGUCUCACGGAAUAAAAAUGAAUGAAAACAGCGGUUACGAAUAAGGUAAUCAUUUAAACCCAUAAGAAAAUCAAAUCGCGAUAAACACUUGAAAUUGUUUCUCGAGUUCGAGUUCAGCUAUGACUUCGCCUCCGAAAAGAAAACUCGAAUUGCUUCAUA